Messenger RNA from Frankliniella occidentalis (western flower thrips), 928 nucleotides. RefSeq lists its product as uncharacterized. Lineage: Eukaryota; Metazoa; Arthropoda; Insecta; Thysanoptera; Thripidae. The transcript is spliced from 3 exons. The coding region runs from base 41 to 535 and encodes 164 amino acids. The record is from RefSeq and is a predicted model, not a curated record.
GGGAGGAAGAGUUUAGGAGACCCCUGCCUGUGACAACCUCAUGGAGCAAACCGAUACGCCCUGCGAAGGCUCAGCGGAAGUGCUCGAGGUUUUUCUUCCGUCUGUUUACAUACAGAGUUUUACAAAGGGGCCGCGAUUUAAUUCUGAACUUCUCACUGAGGAGAUCGAGGAUGAGGUUCAUUUGGUCAGCUACGGGAGCUCGGCGCCUGCGAGACUCAGGGUAGGCCACUCCGCUGUACUCGCAUGCAAUGCAGACGAGAUGUUGCCUACCCAUCAGGCGUCCACAGAACUUGCAAGUUCGGCGUAUCGGCGAAUGACGGACCUUCUUUCAGGAUGUCUACCGCCGGUCUGCCGUCACACCAUCUCAUUAGCAUUUCGAAUACAACACUGCCACGAUGAAGAGGGGCAUGGGUUGCUUUGUGAAAAUGAAAGUAUAGCACACAGGACAACGACGCCAGACAGCAACGAUCAACGAAUUGUUUGCUUAUUUGAAUACUUCUUUGCUACUUUUGAUCAAUGGUGGAUGAAAGAAUAAUGAGCAUAAGCACGCAAAAGAAACGAAUGUCGGCAGUGUUAACGGCUCGAGCCCCUCGGCGUGUGUUUGCCGAGACACACAUCCCGCCCGCCCGCGGUCCGAGACGGGCGCUGCUGAGCUGCUCGUGCCGUGCCGCUGGCUUGCCGCUGGCUUGCCGCCGCUGGCUGGUGCGGUGCGGUGUGACUGUACACUGCCACAGCCUUGCCCCACCUGCCCCUUGCCCCGCCCUCCGCCCGUCGGUCGCCUUUGCCAAAGUUCCUUACAACUGUAUCUUAAAGAGGCACCAGUCUACGGGGACCACGGAUUUCGUAUGUUUAGUUAUUGGACGGUGCGAAUUAGUCUAUUAUUUUUACGACAGCCCUGAGGCUAGUAGUGAAUACUUUCCCAAAUCCA